GGACGUGCGGCCUGAGUGAGGUCAGUGCCUGGCUUGCCUGGCCCACACCAGAGCUUCAACACCUUCCACUGCUAUCUGUCCAGGGGAAUCGCAACCACCACUACCAACUUGCCUUUCCAUCACGAACCAUUUCCCACCUGCCUCACCGACCGCAAAUCAGAUUCGCGUCUUUUCCAUGACCGCCAACGGCCAUCUUGCAUCUCAGCGACAUUAAGCGAUACCCAGCGAUCCUAUUUCCAGCCUUCAUUCCGCCUCUUGCCCGUCGAUCCCCCGGCACCUCCGUGCUCCCGAAUUUCGCGAUCCUCCACCACCUACUCACCUUUCCCCUGCAAUCCUGGCUUCCCCGGCCGGGCAAGCUGGCCGAGGACGUCCAGCGCCAGUCGAAUGAAUGCAACCCCUCAAUCCAUUCCUCGCUGCCUUCUUCCGAAGCUCCCUACCCUCACAGUGUACCCCGGUACAUCAUCACAUCCUCCUGGUCCCGACCACCGAUGUUCUCCUCACAUGUCGCGAAGUCGAGAGCGGCUCGACCUUCCAUGAGCUCAUCACCUCGGAAGAAUUUCUAGCUAGCCAUGUGCUUCGGAUUCCCGCCGCAAAUACCGCCUCUGCUGCGGGCGGGAAGGACGCGGCGCAAAACCUGCGGGAGCUGAGGGGCAAGGCGAAGCAGUAUCAGACCAUCAAUGGUCGCACAGUUGUCAUCAAAGAUACACACGUCUACAGUAACAAAGGCUUCAAGUCGCUCGCGCAAGCUCAAUUGCUCAACGAUUCGACAUGGUAUCCCGACCUCCUCGAGCCCCGCCAAUGGCUGAUUUACUACAUCUCGCGACCACUCGUGGGAGUAUGGGAGGAGACCAAGAUCGAGCCUGCCAUACUGGUAGAGGGAAUGGCGAGGAGGAGAGCUCUCGAACAGAGCCAGGCGGCGGCUGCGGAGAUUGGCGAAGGCGCGAUGCUACCACGAAAGAAGGAUAUCAAGAGCUUUCACGACCUCCUCAACCAUUUCCCCAUCAUUGCGCGACAAAUGCAGCCCGGAUUAGAAAAGCUGUUUCGAGAGUUUACGACCGUCUUCGAGCGACCGCUUCCGCCGCCCCCUUCGGCGUUACGCAUACCCGACCCCGAGCCCGACGGACCUAUCACUACGGCAAUGAGGAAGGCGCGGUCCAACAGCAUGUCAGCAGCGAGGCGGCCUAACGGGCUGACUAACGGCCUACCCGUGACGGAGAACUUUUACGCCGAGGACGACGAAGAUGUGAUGAGAGCUUCAUUGGAGACCGCGGUGACAGCCGCCAUCGACUUGUUCCAGGGGGUUGACAAGCAGCAACUCUCGAUGCUCGGGGCUACGACCGAUCUUACGGGACCUCUGGUUGAAAGGCUCAUCGAAAGAUACGUCACCGAGAACACGCAUCACCUCCUGUUUCCGCGACUCAGUGCAUCAAAACGACCGUAUGAUCUCGAGUUGGAGGCCAAGAUUCGGCAGAUGGAGUUCAUCGACUUGUCACAGCUCGGCAUCUCCAUAGAAGGUGGCUCGCGAGGGAAGCACGAGUUGACAAUACAGCUUGGUCUGGCCGUGGAGGAGUUCAAGAAGACAGCGAAUGCCAUGAGCCCACAAGAGAUGCUCGAUCUGCUCCUAUCGACCAUGAAGCUCGUCACGCAUCUGACGGAGUCUUCACGGGCGCAGGCAGCCUCUUCGACCGAAAAGCCCACGCUAACAGUCAAUGCGGAUACGCUCGUCUCAUUGUUGCUCUUCGUGGUCAUUCGAGCGCAAGUUCGGCACUUGCACGCUCGGCUCAUCUACAUCCGUCACUUCAUCUUCAUCGACGACGUCGACAACGGCGAGAUGGGAUAUGCACUGAGCACUUUCGAAGCUGUCCUUUCUUACCUCACACUCGACUCGGCUGGAUUGCGCAGAGCCAGCCGACGAAACAAAGCGCUAUGGAAUGCCACUAGCAAUGGAAGCCUAGAAGACUUGAAGAAUAUUAUGGAACCAGAUGAGAACGCCGUUCUCGAUGAUGACCUUUAUGAUUCGCCAGAAUCAAGUCGCCGCCCUUCUCACAGCUGGAGCUUUACCAACGGGUCUGCCUCGAGGAGGUCAUCAACAGCAGUUACGAUCUCGGAUCGCUUCUCGUCAGGCUCUGGCCUGAGCCACGUCUUCCCAUUCCAGGCUGAGGAUGACGGCAGUGAGAUUGACUUCCCGCUUCCCCCGCCUCCUCGAAAGGUCAAGAGAGUUGCCAUGGAUACACGAAGCAUGUCUAGCGGCUCGGAGAUCUCAUAUCACUCAAGAGCGACCAGCAAUGGAACUAUUGGAAGCGUGCUCGAGGGCGAUGUCACAAUUGAUCGAUUGUCGCAGACACAUAAUUCGUUCGGCGAGUCAAUCCUGAUGAUGGCUGUGCAAAACGAAAGAGCCGACAUUAUGCGGUACUUGCUGACGUUGAGCGAGUACUAUCCUCUUUCUGUUAUUUUAGACGACAUCAACAACGAAGAUACGACGCUGUUUAGCGCUGCGGUUCAGCUGGGACAUACGGAGCUGAUCAAUAUUAUUCUCGACUUCAUUUCGAGGCUGGCGGCAAGAGAGCGCCUAAUUGAGUAUUUUGCUCAGCAAGACAUUUGGGGACGCAGUUGUGCGCAUUACCUGUUCCACGCACCGUUUCUAAUUUCUCGGAUCGGGAGAUUAGUCCCCUGGCGGCAAAAAGACAAGAAUGGGCAGACGCCGCUUUUUGCACUUUGCAGGUCGUAUGACCAUGUCCAUUACCGCGAAAUGGUGGAUGCCGGCCUUGAUGCGGCCACGGAAGCGCAGCGUGACGGGCUUCCGCUGCACAUUGACGAUCAUGUGGACGCCAAGGGGAACACUCUGCUUCACAUUGUCAAUGACCCGCAGCUGGCACUCAGAGUGCUCCAGCAAUGCGAUGUCGAUGUCAACGCCACGAACGAGAAGAAGUUUACACCAUUGAUGGUUGCCAGCAAAUAUGGCAGACUAGACAUGGUCAGAACGUUAUAUGUGGAUGCACGCGUCGAUGUCGCAGCCCGAGAAAUCCGGAGCCUGACGGCCGUUGAAUUGGCCAAAGAUGACGACAUCAGGAAUAAGAUUGAUGACUUGGCACUCUUCAGCAUGCCCCCUGGUACGGAUGCCCGUAUCACCGGUGUCGUGAGAGCUUUUUUCGUUGAAGAUGCGACCAUUCGGCUGGUCUUGAAAUCGGCCGCCCCCGCCGACCACAUGAGCUACACUGUCACAACGAGCCGCAGGAAUUUGUCUGAUUUUGAGCACCUCGGCAACCUGCUCGCGCUGGAGAACCCGGCGUCCUGGAUCCCGGCGGUGGCAGGCGUGCGGUCGCCUUUCCAGAUACCCUCGAAGCCGUCUAGAGCAGUGCUACGGGAUAUCCAGACUCGGGCUGACUGGUUCCUCAAGAUCAUGCUCAAUCACCCGACUUUCGCAACGCACGAGAUGCUCUGGGAAUUCUUCCUGGUGCCUGAUAUUCAGCUUGGUAUGAUGGAACAAAGGAGUAAUCUGAAGGCCGAGACGCGAGCCGAAAAAGUGCGGGAAGAGUACGAGCCCGUCAAAGAUGUGCGAGAGGUCGAGCAAUUUGUCGAUCAUGCUAGGGAGAUGGUGCGGAGUGUCAACUACUCGACUAAGAGCGUGGCAAGAAGGGUCAAUUCCAUCGCCAUCGUUGCUUCAGCAGAUCUCCACAACGCAUCAGUCCUUCUGCAUCGCGCUGUUUCAACGUUGCCGUUCCUUCCACCUGCAUACAUCACGGCGAUGGAGUCUUAUGUCCGUACACUCGUACCGAUGCAGUCGAAUCCUUAUGGGAUCUUCCACUCAACGUUCCUGGCGUCACAAUCGACGAUCCAAGCCCUGCUGUCGGCUCUGUCGCGGCCACCUGCACAAAUCACGCAGAUAUCGGCUGCGCGCAAGGCCAUGGAGCGGAACUACAACUCGCUCACGAGAUCGACAAGGUGGCCUCUUGGUUUGCUGGAUGAUACGCGACAACGUCUCAACGAGGAGAGGGAAGAGAAAGCCCGCCAGUCACAAGAGCAGGUGGACGACCUCGGUCGAGAACUUCGAUACUCGCAACAAGUAGUGGCUGGGGAGUUAGCCGGGUGGCAAGACCUGCACGAGAAGAUGGGGCGACGAGCGAUCAAGGAAUUCGCCAAAGGCAUGGUGAUCCAGGAGCGACUCCGGCUGGACGGGAUGAUGAGGACACUCCGGAGGCUACGGGAAGGGAAGGCGGAUCUCGAGGCGGCAUUGGCAAACGUUUCAGGGCGGUCGAGUAUGAGUCAAUCGACGCACGAGGGGAUGGGGAGAGAUGCAGGUGAGGGAGCCAGCAGCGGGAGCACGAGAACGGGCGACGUGGUGGCGAAUGGUGCGGGAUACUAG
Molecule: messenger RNA, 4363 nt
Organism: Colletotrichum phormii
Lineage: Eukaryota; Fungi; Ascomycota; Sordariomycetes; Glomerellales; Glomerellaceae
Exons: 3
Coding region: 389-4363 (1324 amino acids)
Biological process (GO): early endosome to late endosome transport
Cellular component (GO): plasma membrane; transport vesicle; tubular endosome
Molecular function (GO): SNARE binding; phosphatidylinositol binding; guanyl-nucleotide exchange factor activity
Source: RefSeq, a predicted model, not a curated record